AUGCUAGCGGUGGGGCCGAUGGAGGCUAACCGGCAGGGCGCCUUCGUGCUGAGCACUACGCCGCUGGCCGCGCUGCACAACAUGGCCGAGAUGAAGACCUCGCUCUUCCCCUACGCCCUGCAGAGCCCCGCCGGCUUCAAGGCGCCCGCCCUGGGCGGCCUCAACGCGCAGAUCCCGCUGGGGACGCCGCACGGCAUCAGCGACAUCCUGGGCAGACCCGUCGCCGCCGCCGCCGCCGCCGGGAACCUGCUCUCCGGCCUGCCCCGCCUGAACGGACUGGCCGCCGCGGGGAUGUACUUCAACCCGGCCGCCGUCUCCAGAUACCCCAAGCCCUUGGCCGAGCUGCCCGGGCGGCCCCCCAUUUUCUGGCCCGGAGUUAUGCAGGGCUCGCCCUGGAGGGACCCCCGGCUCGUCUGCCCCGCCCAGGCCGGGAUGGUCCUGGACAAGGACGGCAAGAAGAAGCACUCGCGGCCCACCUUCUCGGGCCAGCAGAUAUUCGCGCUGGAGAAGACCUUCGAGCAGACCAAGUACCUGGCCGGCCCGGAGAGAGCCCGCCUCGCCUACUCGCUGGGGAUGACGGAGAGCCAAGUCAAGGCUGUGCGUCUGCACAUAAGCAAAUUCUUCCGCAGGUGUCUCCUGCAGAAGCAUCGCAAGGCAUCCUUAUCUCUUGCCAGCCCUUGUGACUAUAGUGCAUGUCACCAGUAUGUUUGUCACGUCUGA
Messenger RNA from Thamnophis sirtalis, 720 nucleotides. The record is from RefSeq and is a predicted model, not a curated record. NCBI's taxonomy places the organism in Eukaryota, Metazoa, Chordata, Lepidosauria, Squamata, Natricidae.